AUGAAAGUCUCAACCAACACUCUCCUUUCCCUUUUUCUUUUGACCCCUUUGGUUGCUGCCGCAAAAGAAAAGAAUCCCUGGCCCGAGCCGGAACAUGGCUUCUUCAACAUCGCAAACUUCACCUUUGACACAGGUGAGGUCCUCGACGACCUUGAAAUCCACUACCAGACUCUUGGCAAGCUCAAGGUCAACAAAGAUGGCUCCAACAAUGCUGUUGUUCUCCUCCACUCAACUACCCUCUCCGGCGAGCAGUUUCUCAGCGAGGACUUUGGCGCUGUGCUGUUCAACAAGGGUCAGUUACUCGACGCCGAAGAGUACUUCAUCAUCAUGCGCGAUGCCAUUGGGCACGGGAACUCGAGCAAGCCUAGCAACACUGGCUUGCGCGCUUCGUUCCCCAAGUACCAGUAUCCUGAUAUGAUUCGUGCCGACCAUAUUCUGUUGACUGACCACUUUGGACUGAAUCGCACGCGUUUGACGCUCGGCGUUUCCAUGGGUGGAAUGCAUAUCUGGAUGAUGGGUGCCGAAUAUCCUGGCUUUUCUGAUGCUCUGAUGCCCAUUGCUACGUCCCCUGUCGAAGUCGCUGGACAUAAUCGUCUCUUCAGAAAGUUCAUUACCGAACUCAUCACUCUUGACCCAGCGUGGAAAGGUGGCGACUAUAAAGAACAGCCUGUCGCUGGUCUUGGCGGUUCGCUCAUGAUCCAGCUGACCAUGCUCUCGUCUCCUGCUUACUGGCAGCGUGGCUUUGCCACACGCCAGGCAAUGGAUGAGUACGUCGACCAAGGCAUCAUCCCUCGCUUAGCAGAGUUUGAUGCCAAUGAUCAACUUUAUGCCUGGAAUUCUUCACAGACGUACAACCCCAAGGCAGGCCUCAAGAAGAUCAAGGUUCCUUUGACAGCUGUCAAUACUGCGGAUGACUGGAUGAAUCCUGUCGAGUUAGGCUUUUUGGAGGACGGUGUUGUUAAUGACAUGACCCCUGGCUAUGGUCGAGCCAUUGUUCUACCUGCUAGCAAGGAGACAACUGGCCAUGAUAGUUAUAUCAAGGCAGAGCUUUGGAAGGAUGAGCUUGAGAAGCUCCUCGCCAGGUCAAGCUCAUAG
Molecule: messenger RNA, 1095 nt
Organism: Fusarium pseudograminearum CS3096
Lineage: Eukaryota; Fungi; Ascomycota; Sordariomycetes; Hypocreales; Nectriaceae
Exons: 1
Coding region: 1-1095 (364 amino acids)
Biological process (GO): L-homoserine metabolic process
Molecular function (GO): homoserine O-acetyltransferase activity
Source: RefSeq, a predicted model, not a curated record